AUGCAGGACUACGGUGAAUUCGUUCCCGAGGAGCUUAAGCGUUCCUCUGACGAGCCCCUUUACACCAUCGGCCACAAACUCGACUUGUUUGCGUACGAACUCGAAUACGACCCGGGUAUCGAGGCUGUUAUGAAGCGCACCCACGUCCUCAUCGAGAGUUACUCGUACCUUAUGAAUGUUCAGAUACGCUACAAUGUCACGAAGGAUACGUAUCUCAUUCCAUCACAGGUGUACCCGGGCCACGUCUCCUGGUUCCUGCCGAAGAACACAGCUUACACUGCCAAGAUCUCGCGCUUCCUGACGAGACUCAAGGAGGUGGGGCUCCUGCAGAAGCUCUUCAAGAAUCACUUCCAGUCCGUCGCGUCCUUCGAAGCAGAACAGAGAACGGGGCCGCAGGCACUGAGCAUCGGCCAGCUUCAAGGAGCCUUCCUCCUGCUGGCUCUCGGCGUGGUGACCUCUUUCGUUAUCCUUUUAAUCGAGGUCAUCCUUGGGUCACGCUUUCACUAGGGAAUGGGACAAGAGGUCCGG
Molecule: messenger RNA, 528 nt
Organism: Penaeus monodon (black tiger shrimp)
Lineage: Eukaryota; Metazoa; Arthropoda; Malacostraca; Decapoda; Penaeidae
Exons: 3
Coding region: 1-507 (168 amino acids)
Source: RefSeq, a predicted model, not a curated record